UGCUCGGGGAGCCUGGUGGGCCACGCCGCCGCGCCUCUGCCGACUCACCCGGCUUCCCACGCCGUGCACCACCCCAUCUUGGGGCCCCCGGCCGCCGUCUCCAGCGCUUCCCUGCCGGGCUCCGCGGGGCUGUCGGCCGUCGGCUCUCUCCGACCCUCCUCUCACGGCUUGCUCAAGUCUCCGCCGAGCGCCGCGGCCGCCGCUGCCGCCGCCGCUGCUGCCGCCGCCGCCGCCGCCGCCGCGGCUCCGCUAAGCAGCGGCUUCCAGCACUGGGGCGGGAUGCCGUGUCCCUGCAGCAUGUGCCAGGUGCCGGCCCCCUCGCACCACCACGUCUCCGGCCUGAACGCGCCCAACCUGCCCAGACUGACCGGCGACGCCAAAUAA
This is a messenger RNA of Pseudonaja textilis, 384 nucleotides long. The record is from RefSeq and is a predicted model, not a curated record. NCBI's taxonomy places the organism in Eukaryota, Metazoa, Chordata, Lepidosauria, Squamata, Elapidae.